This is a messenger RNA of Syzygium oleosum, 3516 nucleotides long. Its product is annotated as putative pentatricopeptide repeat-containing protein At3g23330. The record is from RefSeq and is a predicted model, not a curated record. The coding region runs from base 24 to 2252 and encodes 742 amino acids. NCBI's taxonomy places the organism in Eukaryota, Viridiplantae, Streptophyta, Magnoliopsida, Myrtales, Myrtaceae. Gene Ontology annotation, molecular function: RNA binding; protein binding; zinc ion binding. The transcript has a single exon. Gene Ontology annotation, biological process: RNA modification.
CCUGCAAAGAAAGCGGAGGACCAAUGGCUUCGCUUCCGAGCACGGUCCUCAAGGCGGCGCUCGACAACCCCCGCACCAUCGCCACGAAGCCCCGCGCCGAGCAGCUCCACGCCCAGAUCGUCAAGCGCAAGGGACUCUCCUCCACCUCCCUCUCCUUCAUCCUCUCCGUCUACGCCGACCUCAACCUCCUCCGCGAGUCCCUCCGCGCCUUCGCCGCCCUCCCCGCCUCCCCCCCGCCGCCCUCCGCCGCCUGGAAGUCCAUCAUCCGGUGCUACGCGUCCCACGGCCUGUUCGCCGAGUCCCUGGCUUCUUUCGCCAGGAUGCGCGCUCUGGGGAAGUGCCCGGAUCACAACGUGUUCCCUUCGGUGCUGAAGUCGUGCGCCUCCUUGAUGGACCCGAGGCUGGGCGAGUCGGUCCACGGGUGCGUCGUGCGGCUCGGCGUCGACUGUGACCUGUACACGGGCAAUGCGCUCAUGAACAUGUACGCCAAGUUCCGGAGCCUGGGUGGGAAUGUUGGGACCGGAGGUCUUGCGCAUGAAGUGCUCGACGAAAUGCCGCAACGGGGGAACCGUGAUCGCGAGAGCUGUUUGAAUUCUGGACCCGGGAUGUGUCGGUUGAGCGCAUCGGGACAAAAUGGAAUCGGUUCGGCGGGAAGCAGGAGGGAAGCGUGUUGUCGGAGGGAUAGCGUGAGGAAAGUGUUUGAUAUGAUGCCGAAGAGGGAUGUUGUUUCCUGGAAUACUGUCAUUGCCGGGAAUGUGCAGGAUGGAAUGUAUGAAGAAGCUCUGGCGAUGGUUAGGGAGAUGGGGAAUGCUGAUUUGAGACCCGACUCCUUUACUCUGUCCAGUGUUCUUCCGAUAUUCGCGGAGCAUGUAGAUGUUGGUAAAGGAAAGGAGAUUCAUGGAUAUGCUGUGAGGCACGGGUUCGAUUCGAACUUGUUUAUCGGUAGUAGCUUGAUAGACAUGUAUGCAAAGUGUGCUCGUGUCGCAGAUUCGUAUCGUGUAUUCCACAUGUUGCCUCAGCGUGAUGGCAUUUCUUGGAAUUCCAUUGUCGCGGCCUGCUCGCAGAAUGGCAUGUUUGAUGAAGGUCUCAAAUUCUUCCGCUUAAUGCUGAAGGACGAUGUGACGCCUGGUCCUAUAUCCUUUUCGAGUAUCAUUCCUGCGUGCUCUCACUUGACCUCAUUACAUCUGGGAAAGCAGCUCCAUGGAUAUAUCAUGAGAGCCCGAUUUGAUGAUAAUGUGUACAUAGCCAGCUCUCUUGUCGACAUGUAUGCCAAAUGUGGGAAAAUUGAGAAGGCUAAGUGGAUUUUCAGUAAUAUGGAGCUGCACGACAUCGUUUCAUGGACUGCCAUAGUAAUGGGGUGUGCUUUACAUGGGCACGCACUUGAUGCCAUCUCAUUGUUUGAGAAGAUGCAAAUGGAGGGAGUGAAACCUACCUAUGUAUCAUUUAUUGCUGUAUUGACAGCUUGUAGUCAUGCAGGUCUUGUGGACGAAGCAUGGAAGUACUUUAACCGUAUGACUCAAGACUUUAAAAUUAAUCCAGGGUUAGAACAUUAUGCUGCCAUCGCUGACCUUCUUGGUCGAGCAGGUCGGUUGGAAGAAGCUUAUGAUUUUAUCUGCAGUAUGCCUUCAGAACCACCAAGCAGCUUAUGGUCCCCUUUAAUGACUGCCUGUAGAGUCCACAAAAAUGUUGAGUUAGCUGAAAAGGUUGCUGAGAGAAUUCUUCGAGUUGAUCCUGAGAGUAUUGGAGCUUAUGUUCAGAUGUCAAAUAUAUAUUCCGCUGCCCAGAGAUGGAAAGACGCCGCGAGGUGGAAACUUUCUAUGAAGGAAAGGGGCUUCAGAAAGAAACCGGCUUGCAGCUGGAUUGAAGUGAGGAACAGAGUCCAUGCCUUCUUGUCAGGAGACACAUCUCAUCCCUACUAUAACAAAAUAAAUGAAGCCCUUGAAGUUCUUUUAGAGCAAAUGGAAAAGGAUGGGUAUAAGCCCAAUACAAGUGAAGUGCUACAUGAUGUUGAGGAGGAGCAGAAAAAACAACUGUUGCAACACCACAGUGAAAGGCUGGCCAUUGCUUUCGGCAUCAUAAGCACUCCUCCCGGGACAGAAAUCAGAAUCAUAAAGAAUAUAAGAGUGUGUACCGACUGCCACGAAGCUAUCAAGUUUAUAUCAAAGAUAGUCGGGAGAGAAUUAAUUGUGAGGGAUAACAGCCGCUUUCACCAUUUCAAGGAUGGAAAGUGCUCUUGUGGUGAUUAUUGGUGACAUGGUGAUACAAGAUCAAAUCUAGCGAGCAGUAUUAUCAUAGACAUAUUCAACAACGAAUGGAUUAGACUGGGCAAGCAAGACGGUGAAAUGUGGUUUUGCUGUGAGAUUAGAUGCCAGUGGAUGACGAGUUUUUAAAUCUAGUCAGAGAGAAGCUGCAUCAAGUAAUUAAAUGAUGCCCGGAAAUUGCGAAAUGUCUAGUCGAUCAUCUGAUUUUGCAUAGACAGACCGAAAAGGGUUGCUAGAAGGAGCAGUUCCAUUCCUGAUCAGUCUGCUCUUACAUUACCGCAAACAAGAUUUAAGACUACCAGAUUGAGUACCGUCAGUGUGACUCAGUUGGAAUAGGCUAAUUCGUUCAGUUCAAUUGUUGCCUGAAGAAAUAUAAGAGAACACCAGUGUGACGCUGGAGACAAAGGUAUCCACAUCCAGGAUAAGGAGACUCUCAGAGCCUAAAAUGGCCAGUUGCCGCCGUAUUUCUUCAGUGAAGCCUCGAAACCCAGAAUCAAUGGGAUGAAAUGUUUCCAAGUGAACUGAUAGGAAAAAAAGAAUAUCUGCGAACUUCAAGAACCAGGGCUGCCACUCUUCCCUAAUUCAAAAUCAGAACAUCUAAUGAACUGAGAAUUAUGAAAGCAAAUCAGCCCCAAGAGAAGUAUUACAGACAAUGAAUUAAGAAUUAAUCAGUGACCUCUACCGGUGCUGAACUAAACAAUGGCGAUGAUUGGCUUUCCCAUCAGAGUGACAGGGAUGACGUCCCCAUUAUUGGGAACACCGUUGUUAUGGUGGAAUCUGAGAAGCCUGCCACUGCCCUGUUGCAAGCCUCACAAGAAAAUGUUCAGGCGCUUAAAGAAGACGGUGAUGGUGUUAGAACAGGAGAGAUGCCAGACAAGGCAAAAUGGUUGCUGUACAUAAACCGUUUGAGCUAGCUGACAGCAAUGGACAUAAUCAGAUCAGAAGAAGCAUAUGUACAGGAUCAAAUGGGUAACGGCAAGGCAAAGUAUUUGGUGGACAAUUUUGGAAUUUCUAUAACUUGGCUGUAGAUGGUGAUGACACUCUUGUCAAGUUGAGGAAAGUGAAGGUGAUGGAUCACUCUCUCCUCUUGUAUAUCUACUCUACCAAUGCACUAGUUUUAAGAUCUGCUGUUCCAAGAAACUUAUUAAAACAUCUUUUAGCCUCCGUUCAACUUUUAUAUAUAUUGAUCAGUUUGAGCAGAACACCUUCGUCCUGCUUAGAAUGUCUAAUCUGCACAAAAAAAAUAAAUUUGUUG